AUGUCCGGCGAGCAGGGUGCUCAUGAUGCGGGUGAUUCAUCGCCUGGAGACACCUUGCAGCCGCACGAGUCAGAUUCGACUCCGCCAAGGUCAGCGAAUGCGUCGGUCAAGAACGAGGCUUCAACGCCCUCUUCGAGUGUGAAUCCUUCAGACCGGCUAAUGCCUGACCUGGCGAAAAAGUAUAUCGGCGGCUCGUUUUGGUCCUCGCUGACUGAUGAGGUCAACGCACUUGCCGACGUACUUGAUAAUGACGAUCUGUUGAACGACAACGACAUUUCAGGGCGACGCACAGCAGACCAAUGUGCAAAUGAAGAUAUCGAUAGAUGGGAUGUCGCUCGACUGCUGAAUGCUUAUUCACAAAACGUCGAGCCUCCACAUAAGCUCUUCCACGUUCCGUCCCUCCGAGCUUUGGUGAUCUCUGCCGCGCCUUACCUCCACAAGCCAGCUGAUGCGCCUAGCAACCAAUUUCUCAAAGCAUCAGUCUGUUUCGCAGGACUGAACGCUCUCACCGAUGACGAAUGCUGGGCUUGGUACGGCAUGCCGAAGGAACAGGCUGUACAAGAGUUCAGAAGCGUGGUUGAUCUGGCGUUACAUCGUGCCGACCCUCUCGUUAGCACGGACAUGGCCACACUUCAGGCCCUCUUGCUCUAUGCCAUAACCAUUAGAAUCACAGAUCCCAGUCGCCGCUCAUGGUCAAUCGUCGGCUUUGUAGCUCAUACCGCUCGCUCAAUGUACUUGCAUCGGGCGACACCGAACGAGAGCCCCUACAUGAGUCAGCCCGGUCAAACGUGGAAGCAGCGCCUCGAUCUCGCCGAACAGUAUCGCGCCAAGCUUGACCGGGAAGUACGCCCUAUUUGUGAACGCAGCUUGCCACGACAUCAAUACAUCAUGGAACCCGCGACUAUUGUGUGCAACAGCAUGGUGCUUCGUGCCGUGCGACCACUCCACUUGGACGGCGAAGAGUCACCACCUUCUGUGAGCGAUCCAUGGGUCUUGCGGAUUGGCGUCGAUCUGCUCCAAUCUGCUCUACAACUGCUACCUUUCGUCGAGAAAGGCUGGCGGAGGAUGCCCUGGAUUCCUUGGCACGCCGUCGUAGUCGUCCUUGCUGGCCUCUGUACGAUCAGAGAUACGGAUCUGGCCAAUCAGGCUUGGCCUGUCGUUGAGAAGGCGAUGACAGCUUGCGAAGCCGACGUUGCAGACACCAAGGACGGAAUGCUUUGGCGUCCCAUCAAGAAAGUUCACGCGAAAGCAGUUGCAUAUCGCAAAGCUGGCAAUAUACAAGUGACUGAGCAUUUUCCAAGUGUUCAGGCCUUCGAUGGCAGCAUCGCGGGUAUAGGGUAUCAGCAUGACUUCGGUGACAUCAACAGCUUUACACAACUCGAUGCCAUACAGAAUACGGGCUAUGUUGCUGACUCGUCAGGGGCGCCGAGCAACGGCGUGGAGCUGCCACUUCCUGACGAUAGCUGGCUCAAUUGGGAGACCAUCAUGACUGACCUAGGCGCCGAUGAGACACUGUUCCGUGACGUGUUUUGA
This is a messenger RNA of Recurvomyces mirabilis, 1533 nucleotides long. RefSeq lists its product as uncharacterized. Lineage: Eukaryota; Fungi; Ascomycota; Dothideomycetes; Mycosphaerellales; Teratosphaeriaceae. The record is from RefSeq and is a predicted model, not a curated record. The coding region runs from base 1 to 1533 and encodes 510 amino acids. The transcript is spliced from 3 exons.